AUGAGACGAUUUAAUAAAUUGGAUUGGAACGCAUUAGGUGAACUAUCUGAAGAAGAACUUUCAUUUGAUAUAAAUAAGGAGGCUGAACUUAAUGACGCAAGGAAGAAUCCCUCUUUUAUUUCUGAUAGUUCCACAACGACGUCAGAGUCAUCACCGUUGCUUGAAGAUUUUGGAGUGACUCAAGGUCUGCUUGGCCAUGAAGAGUCAAACUAUGACAAAGAAACUCUGGUACUUAACGUUGCAUCUUUAAAACAGAUAUCAGAAUGUAAAACUUCAAAAAGUACGGGUAAGAAAAUACAAUCCAGUUGUGAAACUAAUCGGGAGAAGGGAAGAAGUCUGUGCGUUAACAAUUGGAAAGACAUGAAAAGAAAAGCCGCAGUGAAUUCUGGCCAGCAGUACGUUAGCAGAAAUGAAUUCCCGCCUUAUAGUAUCAUGGAGACUAUCAGAGGGACCCGCAUCAUUUGCGUCGAAGGCUAUAGAUUCUCAAGAAAGAAGGACAAAAAAACUUCGCACAGCCUAAAGAUGCGAUGGCGAUGUUACUCCCACCAUAGGAAUGGCUGCACUGCUACUUUAUACACAGUGGAAGAGAGAAUUGUAUCUAUGAAGAAUAUACAUAAUCACAGCCCUCCUCCCCGAACAUUACCGUAUCAGCGUAACGCGUUGAUGACGAUAAACCUAUCUUCGUAA
Messenger RNA from Parnassius apollo (apollo), 687 nucleotides. The record is from the annotation of a GenBank genome assembly. Lineage: Eukaryota; Metazoa; Arthropoda; Insecta; Lepidoptera; Papilionidae.